Messenger RNA from Eruca vesicaria subsp. sativa (arugula), 1674 nucleotides. The record is from the annotation of a GenBank genome assembly. NCBI's taxonomy places the organism in Eukaryota, Viridiplantae, Streptophyta, Magnoliopsida, Brassicales, Brassicaceae.
ACACACAAAAAAAAUAUCUCAAAUUCUCUCCCCUAUUAAAGACUAUACAGAUAAAAAAAAAACAUUUAAAAAUAAAACGAAGUGAAACUGAAACACGACACGGAUUGUGUAAAGAAACAACAAAAGAGUUUUAAAAAGAGAAAAGAAAGAAAAAAACAAAGUUAUCUUUUCUGGUUUUUGAGUUUGUUAGAUUCUCUCUAUCUUCUCCUUGUUUUGUAAAAACCAGCAUCAAUGGCGGAGAAAGAAGAAGAACAUCAACAAAAGCAACCAUCAACCGGAGCUUCAUCACGUCCAACGAUCUCACUCCCUCCUCGUCCCUUUGGAGAAAUGUUUUUCAGCGGUGGUCUUGGAUUCAGUCCUGGUCCUAUGACCCUCGUCUCCAAUCUCUUCUCUGAUCCUGAUGAACUCAAAUCUUUCUCUCAGCUUCUUGCCGGAGCUAUGGCUUCUCCGGCUGCUGCUGCUGUUGCUGCCGCCGCUGUUGUUGCUUCUGCUCAUCAGACAUCCGUGAGCUCUGUCGGUGGAAGCGGCGGUGAUGUUGUUGACCCGAGGUUUAGACAAAACAGACCAACGGGGUUGAUGAUUACACAGCCUCCGGGGAUGUUCACCGUGCCACCGGGAUUAAGUCCGGCGACGCUUCUUGAUUCUCCGAGCUUCUUUGGUCUCUUUUCACCCAUUCAGGGAUCAUUUGGUAUGACACAUCAACAAGCUUUAGCACAAGUCACUGCACAAGCAGUUCAAGGCAGUAGUGUCCAAAUGCAGUCACAAUCCGAACAUACUUCCUCUACACAACAACAAGAGACUUCUUCUGAACCUAUGUCCCAGCUUCCUGCCCCGGAUCAGGGAGAUACCAUGGAAGUAUCAGUCUAUGAGCAUCGGUCAUCACAGCCUCAAAACGCUGAUAAACCAGCUGAUGAUGGAUACAACUGGAGAAAAUACGGGCAGAAACAAGUCAAAGGUAGCGAUUUUCCUCGGAGUUAUUACAAAUGUACACAUCCCUCUUGUCCUGUCAAGAAGAAGGUUGAGAGAUCUAAGGAUGGGCAAGUGACGGAGAUCAUCUACAAGGGUCAGCAUAGUCACGAGCCUCCCCAAAACAAGACUAAGAGAGACAAUUCUAAAAGUUCUGAUGUUGCAACUCAGUUUCAAACCAGUAAUAGUGGUCACAACAAGACCAGAAGAGACCAGGAAACAAGCCAGGUUACUACAACAACAGAGCAGAUGUGUGAUGCAAGUGAUAGCGAGGAAACUAGUGUGGAACCUGAUCCCAAGAGAAGAAAUGUGGAAGUGCGGGUUACAGAACCAGUUUCUACAACGCAAAGAACCGUGACAGAGCCUAGAAUUAUUGUCCAAACGACGAGUGAAGUUGAUCUCUUAGAUGAUGGAUUCAGAUGGCGUAAGUAUGGUCAGAAAGUAGUCAAAGGAAAUCCUUAUCCAAGGAGCUACUAUAAGUGUACAACACCAGGAUGUGGAGUAAGGAAACAUGUAGAGAGAGCAGCAAACGACCCUAAAGCUGUUGUGACCACAUACGAAGGGAAACAUAACCAUGACGUUCCAGCUGCUAGAAAUAGCAGCCAUCAGUUAAGACCAAACAACAAUCUACACGGCACCUCAUCGGUUAAUUUGAAUCAAAAACAGCGUGUUGCGCGUUUGAGGCUUAAAGAAGAGCAAAUCACUUGA